AUGCUGCCUCGUAUGUGCCCCUUCCUUUUCAGCUUGAAGACGCGCAAGAUGCUGCUGAAGUACACGGCCUUCGGGCCAUCCUUCGCUGUACAUUGGACACAGGAGCACAAGGUGGGCUCCUUCCUGAAGCGGCGCGCCACGGUGCAGACAGAGCUGAACGCACAGACGGAUCCCCGGAAGAUGCAAGAGCUAUCCCAGGAAUUGUCCAACAUCGAGGAGCACGUGGUGAGGUCAAACUUUUGGCUUGGCACUCUUCAGAGCACUCUUGUGAGGCUGCAGAAGGGGGAGGAAUUCCUCCGCCAGGCAGAUGUGGCCAUGGGCAUCUUGGCAAAGGCCAGCAAGCUCAUGGAGGUACAGUUUGAGGGGGAGACAGGUUUCGGCGUGGCCGUGACCCAAUCCUUCUAUGUGGAGGUGGCACAAGCACUUCAAGACCGCAGUAUCAACAGUACAGUACCCAUGUGGGAGUAG
This is a messenger RNA of Effrenium voratum, 468 nucleotides long. Lineage: Eukaryota; Dinophyceae; Suessiales; Symbiodiniaceae. The record is from the annotation of a GenBank genome assembly.